Messenger RNA from Didymodactylos carnosus, 836 nucleotides. NCBI's taxonomy places the organism in Eukaryota, Metazoa, Rotifera, Eurotatoria, Philodinida, Philodinidae. The record is from the annotation of a GenBank genome assembly.
ACAGACAGGCAACAAAAUAUCUUGCAUCCCAAAACUCUAGUUGUACUAUCUUUUGAUAAAUUAAGAGUAAAAAAAUAUUGAAUAUCAAGACAUUUUUAUUUGUUUAGUAUCAACAAUCCGAUUUUUUAACAUUACCAUCGUCACCCACAUCAAAUCCAUCGAAAUUAGAUCAAUUAGAAGAACAAUUAAAAUAUUAUCGAUCGAAAGAAAGUGAAAUGAAUUUUCAAGUGAAAUCAAUUCGAGACUCUUAUGAAAAAUUGAAUGAUGAAAAUCGUCGAUUACAAGAAACGCCUCAAAUUGAAAUAGCUUCAUUACAAGAAGAAUUAACUUUAGUUAAAAUGCGUGAUGCAGAAACAAAUGUUAAUUUGAAUGAAUUAAAACAAAGAGUAAUUGAUUUAAAUAGAGAAUGGCAAAUACACGAACAAAAAUGUAAAAUAUUAUUAUCUGAUAAACAACAGCAGACAUUAACACCUCAAGAAUAUGAUGUAGUUGAACAUGAAUUAUUAGCAUUAAAAAUGCGUGAAGCACAAACAGAUUAUGAUUCAACUAAUAACAAUAAUAAGGAAGAUCGUGCAAAAUUUGAUUAUACAGACGAAUCGUAUGCAUAUGAUCCAAAAUUAGAAUAUGUUGACAUCGAAACAUUUAUGUAUGUUACUCACGGGCUGAACGAGAAUUUUGAUACAGACAAACCACACACAAAAGAACAAGUGGUUAUUUACAAACGUCUUGUGCGUUACAAAUAUCUUGAUAUUCAAUAUUUUUUUACUCUUAAUUUAUCAAAAGAUAGUACAACUAGAGUUUUGGGAUGCAAGAUAUUUUGUUGCCUGUCUGUUUAG